AUGGCCAAGAUGUCGGCCGAUCUUCCCCCCUCAUACUCAGCCACAACUAGAGGCGGGCCCACAUCUGCCACACCUGCAUUUCAUACGAAUGCAGUCAUCGAAGCCGGCCAUGUUCGCGCUCGAGAUGAACAGGAGAUGCAGUUCUUGCUACAGAAUGUCCAGCAAGUAUAUCGCAUUUUCAAUCCGGAAAUCGAGCCGGAGCAUGACACAGAGUAUUACUGCAACUGCCCUAUUCACCGGUAUAUGAGCAGAAAGAUGAAUCGUCUUAACGUUUUGGACCUAUGGUCCAAGGCUGUGAUGUACCCAGGUGAGAAGACAUAUCACGACUGCUACCAAGUGAGCUGGUUUACGGGAAAUCCGUAUUCAACCGCGGUGGUCUCUCCUUAUGGAUUCAGUGGCGCGUCUCUCUAUGGAUCUCAAAGACCGGACCCGAAGUAUCAUGCAAUGUCGAUCCGGCAGACAAUCCGGCUAAAUGAAGCCCUAAAUGCCAAAGCACAAGCUGCUGUCAACGGCCAGGAACCGCCGUUUAGCAUUUGGGAGACCAGCCAACUCGAGGCAUCGAUGUCGGACAUGUCAUUCGCUGAUUCGGCUUCCAAUUCAUCCGGUCAACGGUCAAAGCCAUCCAAACUUGCUGGGCUCAAGCGGGCUUUCUCAAUUAAAUCAUCCGAAGAGAAAGAAGCUAUCAAAACCAGAAAACUGUUGGGGUUGCGCACAGAGAUUCUCAAUGAAGAGCGUGGAAGAUGGCCAGACGAGACAUCGCGCAAUAUCGCGAUCACUUAUCAGGCGAAGAUGGGCAUGACUGAGAAAAUCUCUGAACUUCGGUCUCGAUACCCUCUUCAAUACCUUCAUUUGCUCCGAGCCGGGUACUUUGAGCCUAUCCCCGUUGCAUGGGCAGAUAUGGCUUCAAAUCCUCUCAAAUUUUCGAUUGAAGCUGCCUCUGGUUGGAGAGGCAUUACACCAUCAUGGAGAGGAUACGAAGACACCGCCGAGGAACGUCUCUACUGGGUGUUGAAUCAUAGAGCAGGGAGCACGGGGGCCCGACUGAAGCCAGAUAUCAUAUCUGCGCUAGACAUGGCUCGGGCUCGAAUGGCCUCUGCAGUCGAGCCACCUCCUGCCUACUUCGCUGUCGAUGAUGUCUGUCAUAUUCAACAUACAUCUAAGGGCUAUUCAAACCAAGUUAUGCCUCCACCUUUCAGGCCAGUGGAUGGCGUUGAAACUCCUUCUGAUGAUACCAUGAUAUUACUGGAUGUUUCCGGCUCCAUGGAUUUCCAGCCCAUGCGACCGAACUACAACCAGUAUCUCAUUAACGGCUACUCGAAAUCAACUCAACCAAAGAAUAAAGACGUGGCAAAGUCAAUAAUCCGCCGUUUCGCCGACGCAAUGGCCAACCACGACCAAAACUGGCAAGGCUACGAACUAAUCACAUUCUCAAGCCAAGCCGACCAUAUUGGCAUCAUAAACCACUGGAACUUUAAAGAAAUGUGGAAAUUCGUCGCAUUCGGCGGCCUCACACGAGUUAUGACCGGCUGGCAGAAAGUGAAGCAACUCCAUUUCCAAAAACAUUCCGAAUCAGCAACAUACCAUCCGAUCUACGGCUGGCAAGCCGGUCCACAGACCCCGAAGCUGCGGUUGCUUCUCCUACUCGACGGAGAAGCGAGCGAUAUGGACGAGUUCGAGCUUGAUCUGUUGGGUCUCUCUUGGGUUCAUGUUACGAUUUUCUUGAUUGGUGUUGACGGGUGCCCGCAUCACCAUCGCCAUGCAAACGAGUUGCAGCGAAUCAGUGAAGUGAAUCCUCAUGUUUCGUUUGUUGAUGCGCAAGGUAAUGCGCCGGAGAGGUUUAUUACUCAUGAAUUGCUCAAGCGACAUCUUGGCUAUGAGCUUUCGAUGACGGAAUUUGAGGGAUUGGAGCACCCGCCUCCGUACUCUGUUUCUGCAGAUAUGUAG
Messenger RNA from Penicillium atrosanguineum, 1944 nucleotides. Its product is annotated as VWA domain-containing protein. The coding region runs from base 1 to 1944 and encodes 647 amino acids. The transcript has 2 exons. The record is from RefSeq and is a predicted model, not a curated record. NCBI's taxonomy places the organism in Eukaryota, Fungi, Ascomycota, Eurotiomycetes, Eurotiales, Aspergillaceae.